AUUUUCGAGAUAAUUUUCGCGAUAAUUUUUGCUAUAAUUUUUAGUUUCUAAAAACUAUCGAAUGUUGCUCGUAAGUAUAUUACGUGAUCGCAAACACGGAAUGUGACGUGACAUUCGUUCGUGUUUACCAUCGUGUCGGGAGCGUCAGCUGGUGCAACACGUGCGCGAGACGUUUCGCUUGGUUUCGCUAUGUCAUAACGCGUGAUGAGGAGGAAAAAUCGGACAACUUCUACGUGUUUUAUUCGUUAAUAUUGGCGUAUCGCUUAAAGUAGGACCAUCCCUCUCGGUGAAGAGGAGUCAUGUAGUCUCGCCCCGCUGGAGUUCAACAGAAAACGAAUCUUGAAGCUCCGCUAACUGUUGAACGAAGGCAGAGUCACGUGAAACGAUCGGAUACGCCGAAGGAACUAUUUGCGGCAAUGUUCUUCCAUAUCGAACCUAACCUAUAAGCGCGGAAAUGGAAGAGGAGAUUCCUGCCACGUCCUCGUCGAGCGACGUAGUUUCCAGCCAGAGAUCGUUACCGUCCACUCACGAUCCCGGCUGGAACGAUCCACCGGAGUGGGCACUGUCCUCGCAGCAUAAUUCGUCGGGCACAUCCACCAGGAGGCUCCUGAACAAGCGAGUGGCAUUCCCGUUGUCCUCGCAAACCUCCUCCCCGGAGAAGGUUGCCGCUCCGCCUCCUUCAACGAAUUUACCUCCCGUUUUACAGUCCGCCGCAGUUCCGACAAUAACCACAGCACCCCACAAGCCUCUUCUGGCACCUAUCGAUAAAGACCAUGCAAAAACAGAGUCGGACGACAAUUUUGACAAAGAUCAAGCAUUGACAGAAAUUUUAGCCAGUUUCGAGUCUGUGAUGACGGAGCAGAAAAUGGAAGAGGGCAAGGUGAAGGAAAUACGAAAACGAUUGGAUACCAUGAAAUCUAACUGGCUCGAAAACAAACUGAGCGAUACUGUACAGAGAAAUAUCUUGGAUAUAUCGAAAGCGCUGCUAAGAAAAGAUAUCAAGGAAGCCGACAAAAUCCACAUUACUCUUAUGAUGCAGCAUGCAAAUGUUUGUCGCACUUGGAUGCCAGCCGUCAGGCAUAUAAUUUUCGAAUUGAAAAAGGAAAGUGAGAGACCCGACGUCCCGCAACCGGAGCAGUCACCUCUGCUAUUUGUCGACUCGACGAAAAAUGACUGAAUUGUUAUCGCUAGAAGUAAGCUAAACAUAAUCAUGUCCAUAUUCGGUCACGGACGUAGGUGUUCUCUUCCGCAUAUCCGUAAAUAUAUAUUAGGCACCUAGUUUUAAAGUCUGUUCUGAACGACCUGUUUAGAAGGUUUCCUUGGCAAACCUGCACUCUUGGCGGUUUGCCAUCGCCUUCCGAGCUGCACAUAAUAAAUAUUAAAAAUAAAAUAAUUCCAAAAUACCGACUUGUUCGCUACUUUGUGACUACGUGGCGACGCGCGAUAUUUUUACAGCGAAUGCAGAAUAUCGAACAGUACUCUCAUUGUCAGAUACAAUAUAUUAUUUAUAUUAUGAUCGCGAUUGCAGCUUUUAUUACAGGACAAUUAAUUGCACUAGAAUAAAAAAUGAAAGCAGUUGUAUUCAUAAAAGUUUUUUGUAUUUUUCAUUUCUCUCUUAUGUAUAUUCACAAAGGACAAUUACAUCUGUCUUACCACAUA
Messenger RNA from Wasmannia auropunctata (little fire ant), 1659 nucleotides. RefSeq names its product steroid receptor RNA activator 1. NCBI's taxonomy places the organism in Eukaryota, Metazoa, Arthropoda, Insecta, Hymenoptera, Formicidae. Bases 455 to 1177 code for a protein of 240 amino acids. The record is from RefSeq and is a predicted model, not a curated record. The transcript is spliced from 3 exons. Gene Ontology annotation, cellular component: nucleus. Gene Ontology annotation, biological process: regulation of transcription by RNA polymerase II.